AGCGCCGCAGGAGAAGCGCGUCAUCCGCCCGCGACGAGCCUGCGAAGAUGGCUUCCUUGCAGAAGGGGAAGAAGAAGGUGGUGAACCAAGAGGAUUUGCGGCGCUUGAUGCGGGAGAAGAAGCGUUCGACGGAGCGCGAUAAGCGCGUGGACUCGCCGCACGCCCGAUACAGUAGUGCGGGUCAGCUGAGCUGCGCGCUGUGCAACGCGCCGGUGAAGUCCGCGCUGCUGUGGCACACUCAUGUACUGGGCAAGACACACAAGGACCGGGUCAGCGAGCUGAAGAACAGGGAGAACACCCCCUCAUCAUCCUCAUCCUCACUGCUGAAGAGCAGAACAGCACCCGCUCCUUCAUCAUCAUCUUCCUCAUCCUCACUGCUGAAGAGAGGCGCGCCCGAGCCCGCGAGUUCAGCAUCAGCAGAAGCGAAGAGAGCCAAGACCCGCGUCACUGCAGGAAAGCAGGAGCAGACGGCUGUAUCCUCAGGUCAGUCUGCAGGUCUCGUGCUCCUCGCUGGACACUAUGAUGAUGAUGAUGAUGGUGAGGAAGAGGCCGCUCCAGCUGGAGAGCCGAUCCUGAACGCCGGGCUCCCCGCAGACUUCUUCGACAGCGGCAGCGUCUCCGUGUCUAACUCCGUCUCCGAGUCUAAGGCCGGCUCCGUGUCUAACUCCGGCUCCGUGUCUCACUCCGGCUCCGUGUCUCAGGCCGGCUCCGUGUCUCACUCCGUCUCCGUGUCUCAGGCCGGCUCCGUGUCUCACUCCGGCUCCGUGUCUCACUCCGGCUCCGUGUCUCAGGCCGAGGACGGCGGCGAGGAGAGGAAGGACGGCCCGGCCGAAACUCUACCCGAGGGUUUCUUCGACGACCCGGUGCGCGACGCCAAGGUGCGUAACGUGGACACGCCCCGCGACCACAUGGACCGCGAGUGGGAGGAGUUCCAGAAGGAGAUGCGGCAGGUCAACAGCGCGUCCGACGCCAUCGUGGCCGAAGACGACGAGGAGGGGCGGCUGGAGCGACAGAUCCACGAGAUCGACCAGCAGAUGCUGUGCUUCCGGCGCGUGGAGGUCCUGCGAGCCAGACAGGAGCUGGUGAAGAGCGCGCUGAGACUGCAGAGAGAGGAGGCGAGGCCGGCCGGCGGAGAAGAGGAGGAGGAGGAGGAGGAGGAAGAGGAGGAGCUGAUGCACGUGCUGGCGCAGGACUGGAGGGCCAAAGGAGCACUCGCCUGAACACACUGAGCUGGUGUGUGUGUGUGUGUGUGUGAUCUGCUUCACACGAGCGUGUACAUGCUUUGGUUCUUCAUAUAUACAAUCACGCAGUUGAGACUUCUUCUUUCAUCAAACAUGAAAAAUAUAGUUUAUAGACUUCUGGAAGAGAGGCGUACACACAGUUUUAUGCGUACGUUGAUUUAAUAGGCUAAGAACGUUUGAAAAAGCAAGUUAUGUUGUUGAUUAAACCAUUACAUUUAUAUCCCAUCUGACUGCUAACACUUUUCUCUUGUAUGAUCAGUUUUUUAUCAAUCAGUCGGAACUACUUUUCAAUAAUCAUCAGCAUUUUAUCUCCGUCAGCCAUUUCCUUUCGUCUAAGAAACACAGUAAAAGCAAGUGGAAACUUCA
Molecule: messenger RNA, 1607 nt
Organism: Pimephales promelas (fathead minnow)
Lineage: Eukaryota; Metazoa; Chordata; Actinopteri; Cypriniformes; Leuciscidae
Gene: znf830
Product: zinc finger protein 830
Biological process (GO): mitotic DNA damage checkpoint signaling; nuclear DNA replication; mitotic DNA replication checkpoint signaling
Cellular component (GO): nucleus; spliceosomal complex
Molecular function (GO): zinc ion binding; nucleic acid binding
Source: RefSeq, a predicted model, not a curated record